This is a messenger RNA of Exaiptasia diaphana, 2575 nucleotides long. RefSeq names its product tetratricopeptide repeat protein 16. The transcript has 9 exons. The coding region runs from base 202 to 2211 and encodes 669 amino acids. Gene Ontology annotation, molecular function: protein binding. Lineage: Eukaryota; Metazoa; Cnidaria; Anthozoa; Actiniaria; Aiptasiidae. The record is from RefSeq and is a predicted model, not a curated record.
UAGYGAUCAGAAACUUGCAUCGGGGUUCCUGUGGUUUUUAAAGGAUGAGACUGCGAUAUUCAUUGGUCAGAGUUUACGCAGGUCUCUUAGCAACAACUCAAACACCUUCACUGUUCACUAGAAUUCGUAAAAUCGACUUCUGAACCAUAAACAAGACUUUAUAACGACAAUAAUGCGUUAAAAGGCAAAGAGAACGGUCUGAUGUUGAAUAACAAGCCUUCUAGCGCUGGUACAGAUCGUUAUGUCGAUAUCAAUGGCAAAGAAAGGGUGCAUUUUGCUGAAGAAAAGUCUAUAACCCCGACAGAGAGCACGGAAGAGCAGGACGAGGACGACAAGGAUGGACUUAGUAUUCAACUUGCUAUCGAGAAGAAGCAGAGACGAAAGACUAUUGUGAAUUCUUUUCGACUGGCAGAGCUUGUACCAACAACAAGUACACCUUUUUCAAGCUACAGGCGAAAAUCGAUUGCUUUUACGGUUCAAAGUGUUGUUGACUUAAAAGCUGAAGAACAUUAUUGUGAUGGACUAAGAUUUUCCAAUACCAAUCAAGACUAUAGAGCAAUAUCAUGUUUCAACAAAGCAAUUUCCCUGAAACCUGACARCAUAAAAUUCUACACUGCAAGAGGAGAAUCAUUUCUUCAAAUCUGUGACUUUCAGUCUGCCAUUUUGAACUACAAGAAAGCGUGUAUUUUAGAUCCUGAUAACGAUGAUUAUUACUCCAGACUUGCAUUCAUCUAUUUUUUCCAAGGACAGUGUUUGUUUGAUGAAAAGCUUUAUACGGAGGCACUGGAGUCAUUUUCCAGAGCCGCAGAGAUGAAACCUGAAAUUAUUGGAUAUCACACGAGAAGUGUGGCUUGUUUAUCUGCAUUGCAAAGACAUGGAGAGUGCCUUGCUUUGGUAAACAAGAGACUAGAAGAAGAAAACACCAACCCAGAUCUUUUCAUCAUGAGAGCAAGAUUACAUGAGCUCUUCAGAAAUUCAACUCUUUGUUACUAUGAUGUCAAAGAUGCGUUGGCUCUUGCUCCCGACAACGAAGAAGCACAGUCAUUGAUGAAAUCUUUACAGAAGAGAGCAAGUGACAGCAAACACCAGGCAGUACAGCUUCUUCUGGUAGGAAAGGUUAAGGAGGCUCUGACUAAAAUAUCUGUUGCCUUGGAAACAAAUCCAGCAAUUCCUGAAUACCACGUUUUUAGGGGUGCAUUGCACAGAAGAACAACAGAUUUCAAUGCCGCAAUAGAUGAUUUUCUGCUAGCCAUGGACAAAGCAGAUCAUGACGAAACCAACGCUACCUACAAAGAGGCUCAACAACAAUUGUUACUAUGUUACAACGACUUUGCAGUGGAAUGUUUCAGUAAAGGGUUUUAUGACGAAGCUAUUGUCCUUCUCAAUAAGUCAAUCAAAGGCGAGAAAAACGAAAAAGGCCUGUACAUCAACCGUGGAGAUUGCUUCUUUCGAGCAAGYGAGCUUCAUUUUGCUCUAGCAGACUACCAACAAGCCCUAGAGCUGGACCCUACMGACCAUAAUAUACUUUCACGCAUGUCUGUCAUCUACAAUGAAUUUGGAAUACUAGAGUAUUAUGACCGACACUAUCUAGAAGCCAUCGACUGCCUUACUACGGCAAUCAAUUAYAAUCCAAAAACAUCUGCUUAUUAUUUAUCAAGAGCAAGAGCAAGAUAUAUGAUCGAAGAUAGCGACGGUGCAMGAGAAGAUGUUAUUAAAUGCCUCUAUUUAAACCCUGAUAGCAAGGAAGUUCUUUCAAUUUUUUCGAGACUUUUUCCUGGACGAACAGUUUCCGAGAUUACCAAAGGUAGCUUAGGAAAAGCCGCCGGACGUGCGGUGGAGGCUCAUAUACGCGACACUUUUGGGAAUGAGCUUUCUUCUCAUCUUAGAAAAAUGUCCGUGUCAACUUCCAAGUUUUCRGGAAAAUCAAUCCUUCCCCCAAUACGUGAUGGGAUGUUUCCAGAGAUACGGUCGUGUAUGGAAGAACAAGAUUUUCACAUCAAUAUCAUUAAAAGUAAAAAGAAGGCAACCGAUGUGGUGAAAAAGGCAUUCAAUACUCGACAAAACCUGUCUUACAAAGGACCAAGAGUUCAGUCUACGAUUACUUCAAUACAAAAACCUACUAAGACAUUUAAUUGGGGAACUAGUAUCCCUGAAARGGYUUUGCCUUCUGCACGAACUCAUAAACUAAAAGCCUUGACAUACGAGGCUUAGUGAYUAUAAUUAAAAUGAUUUUAAGAAUUUCAAUGAAAGAAAAUAUAUAUAUUUUAUAAAACUUAGUAUUAUUUGAACAUAAGUUUUGUUUUAACCAGAAUCAGAUCUGGCAAAGACGCAAAUCCGACCAUAAUCAAUAAAAAAUCACUACAAAAACAUUUAUGAAACAAUCGAAAACACAAGAGACGUGACCACUGAGUAUAAUGCAUGUAUGUAUACAUGUUUUCAUCACUUUAUAUACGUAGGUUUGUAAGUCCAAAUAAUCUUCUAAAAACUAUCAUUUCAAAGUAAUUACUGCAUGAUUGAAAGGAAUUCACCUUAUUACGUUAUGGAGUUAGUACACAAAUGAAAGUCAACUGUUCAU